Molecule: messenger RNA, 831 nt
Organism: Vollenhovia emeryi
Lineage: Eukaryota; Metazoa; Arthropoda; Insecta; Hymenoptera; Formicidae
Exons: 3
Coding region: 1-831 (276 amino acids)
Source: RefSeq, a predicted model, not a curated record
AUGUACAGGAAAUUGGCGGAAGAUAGCUCCAUCAAGUAUCCUAUUGGCUCUAAGCUGGUUUUAAGGGACUUUUACGUUGAUGAUCUGGUUACCGGCGCAGAUACACUACAAGACGCAUUUUCCAUCAAGGAAGAAACAUAUCAGCUAUUGCAACAAGGUCGUUUCGAGUUGUGCAAAUGGGCGUCUAACGAACCGACCCUUCAUGGUGACUCACAUCACGAAAAGGAAUUUAUUACAUCUAGCAACAAGAUAUGCGAAACACGAGCUUUAGGUCUCGUGUGGAAAUGCGCCUCUGAUCAAUUCAGUUUUUCAGCUCUUGCUUAUCCACCACAUUUGUCUGAACAACCAAAAAAGUAUUCUGUCAAGAAUUGCAUUGGUAUUCGAUCCGCUUGGGCUACUUGGUCCUACAGCAAGUGGAAGCAAUAUGAAUCUGAACUAGCACUGUUAAAGGAUAUAGUCAUACCACGACGAGACAUUACAUUGGACAAACCUGCAGUUUUGGAACUGCAUGGUUUUGCUGAUGUCAGCGAGCUCGCUUAUGGCGCAUGCAUCUAUUUGCGCACGACUGAUGACAAUGGGAUGCAUUCUACCCAUCUAAUCUGCUCAAAAAAUCGAGUAGCUCCAUUGAAGUGUUUGUCUAUACUACGUCUAGAAUUAGGCGCACCCUUACUAUUGGCGCAACCAGUCAACAAAGUCGUAAAAGGCUUAGAUCACAGUGUGAAAUCGAUAUGUCUAUGGACUGACUCAACCAUUGUAUUAGCUUGGCUUCAAUCUUAUAGUCGCAGCUGGACUCCGUUUGUCGCCAACCGGGUUAGUGAAAUCCAACACUAA